Telopea speciosissima is the source of this 1554-nucleotide messenger RNA. Its product is annotated as auxin transporter-like protein 5. The record is from RefSeq and is a predicted model, not a curated record. Bases 64 to 1551 code for a protein of 495 amino acids. NCBI's taxonomy places the organism in Eukaryota, Viridiplantae, Streptophyta, Magnoliopsida, Proteales, Proteaceae. The transcript is spliced from 8 exons. Gene Ontology annotation, cellular component: plasma membrane.
AGAAUAAGAAGAAGAACACAGUGAAGAUACAGUAAAGAAGAAGAAGCAUUAAGGAAACCAGAUAUGGCGUCGGAUAAGGUGGAAGAGACUGUAAUGGUUGGAAGCUAUCUUGAGAUGGAAACGGAAUGGAAGCCUAAGAACUUAAAAACUAGAUUAUCAAAGUUCUUCUGGCAUGGUGGUUCUGUUUAUGAUGCCUGGUUUAGUUGUGCUUCCAAUCAGGUGGCUCAGGUUCUACUGACCUUACCAUAUUCCUUCUCUCAGCUGGGGAUGUUAUCAGGCAUACUCUUUCAGUUACUCUACGGCUUGAUGGGUAGUUGGACUGCCUACCUCAUUAGUAUUCUCUACAUAGAGUACAGAGCUAGAAAAGAAAGAGAGAAAGUAGAUUUCAGAAACCAUGUUAUCCAGUGGUUCGAAGUUCUUGAUGGACUGCUUGGAAAGCAUUGGAGGAACGUGGGUUUGGCCUUCAACUGCACAUUUCUUUUGUUUGGAUCUGUAAUUCAACUAAUAGCUUGUGCGAGCAACAUCUAUUACAUAAAUGAUAAUCUGGACAAGAGGACAUGGACAUACAUCUUUGGAGCUUGCUGUGCCACUACAGUCUUCAUUCCUUCUUUCCAUAACUACAGAAUCUGGUCUUUCCUAGGCUUGUUAAUGACUACUUACACAGCUUGGUAUCUCACCAUUGCAGCCCUCAUCCAUGGACAGGUGGAAGGAGUAAAGCAUUCAGGUCCGGCCAAGUUGGUUCUUUACUUCACCGGGGCUACAAACAUUCUCUACACAUUCGGGGGGCACGCCGUCACUGUGGAGAUAAUGCACGCGAUGUGGAAGCCACAGAAGUUUAAAGCGAUAUACCUGCUGGCAACGCUGUAUGUGAUGACACUGACGCUGCCAUCGGCAGUAGCAGUGUAUUGGGCCUUCGGGGACUUGCUUCUUAAUCACUCCAACGCCUUUGCCCUCCUCCCGAAAUCCCCCUUCAGAGACAUGGCAGUCGUAUUAAUGCUCAUCCAUCAGUUUAUAACGUUCGGAUUCGCAUGUACGCCGCUGUAUUUUGUGUGGGAAAAGGCAAUAGGGUUGCAUGAGUGCAAGAGCCUGUGCAAGAGAGCGGCGGCGAGGUUGCCGGUGGUGAUACCCAUAUGGUUCUUGGCCAUCGUUUUCCCUUUCUUUGGACCAAUCAACUCCACCGUUGGAUCUCUUCUCGUCAGCUUCACCGUCUAUAUCAUCCCUGCUCUUGCCUACAUUUUUACCUUCCGAUCUGCCUCUGCUCGAGAGAACGCAGUGGAGCAACCACCAAAGUUCGUUGGGAGAUGGGUGGGAGCAUAUUCGAUAAACAUAUGCAUAGUGGUGUGGGUGUUCAUCGUUGGAUUCGGAUUCGGCGGAUGGGCCAGCAUGACCAACUUCAUCCAUCAGAUAGACACCUUUGGUCUGUUCACCAAGUGUUACCAGUGUCCUCCCCCUCCCCAACUAAACACCACCGCCACCAUCAUUGCUCCUCCUCCUACGGCGGCUGCUUCCGCUCCCACUGCUUUCCAUCACCACCACCUCCACAGUCCAUAACUU